Molecule: messenger RNA, 1236 nt
Organism: Acanthisitta chloris (rifleman)
Lineage: Eukaryota; Metazoa; Chordata; Aves; Passeriformes; Acanthisittidae
Product: chymotrypsin-like elastase family member 2A
Exons: 12
Biological process (GO): proteolysis; intracellular signal transduction; cyclic nucleotide biosynthetic process
Molecular function (GO): phosphorus-oxygen lyase activity; serine-type endopeptidase activity
Source: RefSeq, a predicted model, not a curated record
GCCUCCCUUCAGUACAACUCCAAUGGCAAAUGGCGUCACACCUGUGGAGGAUCUCUCAUUGCAACCAACUGGGUGAUGACAGCUGCUCACUGCAUCAGUUCUUCCCUAACCUAUCGAGUGUUUCUUGGGAAAUACAACCUCGCAGAGGAGGAGAAAGGAUCAGUUGCACUUUCUCCAGAAAAAAUCGUUGUCCAUGAGAAGUGGGAUCCACAGAAUGUUGCCAAUGGGUAUGACAUUGCUCUCAUCAAGCUCUCUAAGCACGUGGCCUUGAGUAAGCAGAUCCAGCCAGGCUGCCUGCCCCCUGCCCAAAGCAUCCUGUCCUCCAACACUGCCUGCUACGUGACAGGCUGGGGGAGACUGCAGACAAAUGGACCUCUUCCUGACAUCCUGCAGCAAGGCCUUCUGCUGGUGGUGGAUUAUGCCACCUGUUCCCAGCCUACCUGGUGGGGAAAGACUGUGAAAUCCACCAUGGUUUGUGCUGGUGGGGAUGGAAUCAUCUCCAGUUGCAACGGGGACUCUGGUGGCCCACUGAACUGCCAAGGUGCUGAUGGCAGGUGGGAAGUUCACGGCAUCGUCAGCUUUGGCUCUUCCCUUGGCUGCAACUACUACCACAAACCUUCUGUCUUCACUCGGGUCUCUGCUUACAACAGCUGGAUCCAGGAGAGCUUGGCCUCACACUUUGCUUCUCCCUGUGACAGGAUUGAGUCCUACGACGUGUACAAGGUGGAGACCAUUGGUGAUGCCUACAUGGUAGUGAGUGGCCUGCCAGAGAGGAAUGGCACCAAACAUGCCGAUGAGAUUGCCAAAAUGUCCCUGGAUCUGGUGGCAGCGGUGCGACAAGUUGGGAUCCCUCACAUGCCAACGGGCAAGCUGCAGCUCAGGGCUGGGAUACACACAGGGCCCUGUGUGGCUGGAGUUGUGGGGUACAAAAUGCCUCGUUACUGCCUGUUUGGGGACACAGUGAACACAGCCUCUCGCAUGGAGUCCACCAGCCUGCCACAGAAGAUCCACAUCAGUUCUGCUACAUAUGAAGCUCUUCUCACAGAUGAUGCAUAUGAAAUUGAACUGAGAGGAGAAAUAGAGGUCAAGGGCAAAGGGAAAAUGAAAACCUAUUGGCUUCUUGGUAAUAAGAACUACAGUGUCCAAAAUGACAGCCUGGUGUGUCACUGGAACCCAGAAAUCUCCAAGAAAAAGAAGAUGGAAAGGAGCCAAGGAUCUGUCCAACAACCACACUGA